GAUCACUAUACCGUUCUCGGAAUCGCUACAUCAGCAACAUCGGAUGAAAUAAAGAAAGCCUAUCGAAAGAUGGCUCUGAAGUACCAUCCAGACAAAAACAUAUCGAAUGAUACCACAGAUAUGUUUCGACGAGCGAAACUUGCCUACGAGACCCUCAACGACCCUCAACGUCGGCAGGGCUAUGACUCGAAAAAUAGCUUUAACCAGCGACACUAA
Molecule: messenger RNA, 216 nt
Organism: Phaeodactylum tricornutum CCAP 1055/1
Lineage: Eukaryota; Bacillariophyta; Bacillariophyceae; Surirellales; Neidiaceae
Exons: 1
Source: RefSeq, a predicted model, not a curated record